Molecule: messenger RNA, 3499 nt
Organism: Salvelinus sp. IW2-2015
Lineage: Eukaryota; Metazoa; Chordata; Actinopteri; Salmoniformes; Salmonidae
Source: RefSeq, a predicted model, not a curated record
UAAAUGUCAUAUUUCUCUCUCCUCUCGCUCUCUCUGUCCUAACUCUCCGCAACACUGACACUCCUGUGCUAUUCCAGCAGAGGAGAACAGCAAUUAUCAAGUAUUUCUGAAAAAGUUUUUUUUUGUUGCCUGAACAAAUUACUGAAAAUACAUGUGUUAGUGAACACAGAACAUGCAUGUGAGUGUGUGUACUAGCUGGCCUCUGUAUCUCCCUACCAAACUUCACAACACCUCAGAAAUGUGUAGUAACCUGAGCCAUGCAGCCAUCUGGGCAAAGCGCUCAAAGUAAACAGACUCAUGUGACUUGAGAAGAGAAGGAGGUUCUCUGGUCUCUGUAUUCAAACAGCAGAGAGGGCCUAAUGCAUAGCCAGGGUACUAUAGCAACAUGCCUGAUCAAACUAGCACACAACACAGUACUUUGAUGGAACCUGGAGAGACGGAUUCAUCAAGAUUGGUUGAUACUUUAUCAGUAACAUCAACAGUUCUACUUAUUAAAAUAAUUAAUCAAGCUGAUGUCCUCACCAUUGUGUGGUUGUGUUGUAUUGUAUAAUCAUAUAAGCUUAUACCCCUAAUAUAUUUCAGUGUCUAUGACUGCCAUAGGUAUUCAUAAAAAGAUCAACAAUUGAAAUAUCUGUUGAACAUGUUGGAGGUGUUUAAUGGAUCUGUCGAUUGUAGAACAAUAUAGAAUAAUUUUUGACAGAAUCAUUUGAUUUGGGAGCGAUGGAGUCAUACAACAGGGGUCCAUGAGGAAAACCUGAUUUGGGGUGGUGUUCAUGGUCUGACUAUAUGUUAGAGUGAGACCGAAGGCCGUUCUCUUCUUUCUAUCACUCUCCUCCCUCACCUGUCACAGCCAGCACCCAUGUGGCAUUCUAGAGUACUUAUCACUGCUAAGUCGUCAAGGCAACCCGCUAAAAUAAGGCCCUGACAAGGAGGUGUGAGAGUGACUGAGAAAAAAGGCAAGGAAAACAACUCUUUUACACCGGAGCCAAGCAAACCAGUUUUGUGGCAAUUUGACAGACAUUUAACCGUAUAUAUAUUUGGUUGGCUGGUCAAGAAUUUGCCUGAAAUUUUGACUAUUCUCACUAUGGAAGGAUAUCUCCCUGAUUAGGGGGCAGCAGCUGCGCCUCCCAAAUGUCUGGCACUGGGAAACAACAUGGGCAUAGUGGUGUCCAGGUGAGUGUAAGGUCUAACUGCUAGCUAUAGGCAUCUCAGCUUGUGUCAGUAGUCUAAUAUGGGUUGCCGUGCAUGCAUCCCUGAAGAAUAUAAUUCUGUUGGUCAAAUAUAUUGCUGAAUAAAUAAUACAUCUAAUGUCCUUUGUUAACGCUGGGUAAUGCAGCUCUGUCUUUGUGUAUUUGUCUCAGAGUGACUAACUGUCGUAUAGAACCAUCCAGAAAACGCAGCAACGCCUUGCAACCUAAAAACAACACCCCCUACAGGAAGGUCAAUGGUACUAUCAAAUCAUCCCAAUGUCACAGACUGACUCCAGUGCAGAGACAGACCCAAGGUAGGUUAUCAGCCCAUAUUAGAUCAAGUGGAUAUAAGAUUAAGUAUAAAUGUGGAUUUAAAGUUGUGACUGGAGUUAUCAUGAGGGGAUUUAUGAUCAAAGGACCACAAUCUGGGCCUCCCGAGUGGUGCAGCGGUCUAAAGCACUGUAUAGCAAUGCUAGAUGCGUUACUACAGACCUGGGUUCAUUCCUGGGCUGUGCCACGAUCGGCCAUGGCCGGGAGUCCCAUAGGACGGCACACAAUUGUCCGGGCGAGGGGAGGGUUUGGCUGAUGGGGCUUUACUUGGCUCAUCAUCAUCACGCUCUAUCGACUCCUUGUGGCGGGCCGGGUGCCUGCAAGCUGAACCCAGUCGCCAGUUGAACAUUGUUUGCAAUAUGCAUUUCGGCUCUGUGUGUAUGAUUUUCUCUGAUGUGUGUGUGUGUGAGCGCAGGUACAUGUGUGUGUGCAUACUGUUGUCCAGUAGUGUGUGAGCCUGAGGUGCAGGAGGUGUUAAUUCCUGCCUUCCCAGAGAGGGUGAGUGUGCAGCGAGGCUACAUCACCCCCCAGCAGGUAUAUAACCUGUUGAAUGCAGAGGCUGGACAUCCCGCUCUACAUGAUCCGAAUUACAUCCUCAUCCUGGACUGUCGCAGUGCAGAGAGGUACAAGCAGAGUCAUCUGGUUACAGCCAGGGCUAGUGUGACAGUGAUCCACCCAGAUCUGGGCUGUCUGAUCAGCUGUGUGCAGCUCCAGGAGUUCUCUAUCAUAUUGCUGUACGCUGAGGAGGGCCACAGCCCAGGUAAUACACUGCACACUCCUUUGCUACAACAUAGGGAGCAUCAGACACAAUCAACACAGACACUGUACAACCUCAGCAACACAAAAGCACCCUUCUAACCUUCACUGUGUGGUUGUUUUAUGUCCGUCUGUGUGUGUAUCAGUGGGCAGUGUGGAGGCUAGGGCAGCCUCCCCGUUCCUCCAGCGCUGCUUCUUCCAGCUCAGUGACCUGGGCAUGGACCCUGUCAUCCUCCUAGGGGGCUUCGCCGCCUUCCACACCCUCUACCCCUUCCUCUGCACCUCCCGCAUGGCUCUUCUAGAGCCCGACAGGUACGCCCUCACCAUCUACCCCUCUGAGAUCCUGGAGGGGGAGCUCUACCAGGGCUCAGCUGCCCAGGCCUCUGACUACCACAUCCUUGAGAACCUUAACAUCACCCAUGUGGUCAACGCUACGGUUGAAUACCCUGAUGCAUUUCCCAGCACCCUCAGCUACCUUAGGCUGCGGCUGAGCGAUGACGCCCAGCAGGACUUGGUGGAGGCGCUGCCCCAGGCGGCGAGGUUCAUUGCUGGGGCCCUGAGCAGCGAGGUUGGGGGUAGGGUGCUGGUGCACUGCAGCAUGGGGCGGAGCCGUAGCUCGGCGCUAACGCUAGCCUUCCUAAUGCAGCACCAGCGCUGGACACUGCUGCACGCCAUCCGCUGGCUGAAGGAGAGGAGAGCAUGCACGGCGCCCAACGUGAACUUCCUGCUGCAGCUGUUGACCUACGAGGAGCAGCUGUUCGGACGAAGGCUUACCUCGCUGGACGACAUCCGCCUGUGAAGUUAUGUGGUUUGCGCAGUGCAGUUUCUGUGCAUAAUUCAUGGAGAGGGAGGUGGACUGUGGACAGAGCCCACUGUGAUUCAAAUAAUGGCGUUUUUAAAGACUCAUUGGGAGAGUUGUAUGACCUUGAUGGUCUUAAUAACUUUAAGCUGUUUGGUUUUCUUUGUCAUUGUUGCCCUAGGUCUAGGACUGUAUUUUAUUAAGGGUUAUUUGAGGGAUGAUGUUUUUUCAGAACACUGGGACGCUGAUGUUGCAGCAUUACAGUGGAUAAGGGGAGAGGAAGUGAAUGUAUUUGCAUCAGUGCUGAUACCAGCUUAUGCAGAGGCCAUCUGUGUAUUCAAAGCUUGGUUAGAAACUUGUUCAGCUCUAAUAUUUUGUCUGGGACCUGGUAGAGCUACGAAUAAUAUAAACAUAUUUCCCUGUU